GCCCGUACACGCGUUCAACGAUGAGCACGUCGCACCUCCCCCCGCCCCGCUGACCCCGCAGGAUGUGGACAGAACUCGCCCACAUCGUCCGCCACGCCUCCGCUGACCCCGCCAUACGCGUCCUCGUCCUCAGCUCCACCUCGGACGCCGCCUUCACCGCCGGCCUGGACCUCAACUCCCAGUCCCUCCUCGCCGCCCCUGCCGCCGACCCCGCCCGCAAGGCCCUCGCCCUCCACGCCCACCUCCGUGCCUUCCAGGCAGCCGUCUCCUCCCUCUCCGCCUGCCGCCAGCCCGUCAUCUGCGCCCUCCACGGCUUCGCCCUCGGCCUCGCCAUAGACAUUGCAGCCGCAUGCGAUAUCCGUCUGUGCGCGUCCGACACCCAGUUUGGCGUGUCCGAGGUCAACGUCGGCCUCGCCGCGGAUAUCGGCUCCCUGCAGCGCCUGCCCAAGGUCACCGGCAACGACAGUAAAGUCAGGGAACUCGCUCUCACGGGACGAGCCUUUGGUCCCAGAGAGGCAGAGCAAAUGGGCUUUGUCAGCGAGGUCGUCGACGGUGGCAGGGCCCAAGUCGUUGCCGUCGCCAUCGAAAAGGCCAAGGUUAUCGCCUCGAGGAGCCCAAUCGCUGUCAUCAGCACAAAACAUGUACUGAAUCAUGCGCGCGACCAUACCGUCGAACAAGGUCUGCAGUACGUCGCUGCAUGGAACAUGUCCAUGCUCCAAUCAAGCGAUACCGCCAAAGCCAUGUCGGCCACAAGGAACAAGGAGUCUGUCACGUUCCCAGGUUUCAGCGACGCAAAGCUCUAAUUCAAUCACUCGCUUAAUCUUGUCUGUACUGUAUGUCAUGUAGGAAUGUAAUGAAUCGAAAAAUGCAUCGUGUCCUUGACC
Cryptococcus deneoformans JEC21 is the source of this 884-nucleotide messenger RNA. RefSeq lists its product as hypothetical. The coding region runs from base 63 to 803 and encodes 246 amino acids. The transcript is spliced from 7 exons. Gene Ontology annotation, cellular component: mitochondrion. The record is from RefSeq and is a predicted model, not a curated record. Gene Ontology annotation, molecular function: delta(3,5)-delta(2,4)-dienoyl-CoA isomerase activity. NCBI's taxonomy places the organism in Eukaryota, Fungi, Basidiomycota, Tremellomycetes, Tremellales, Cryptococcaceae.